Molecule: messenger RNA, 658 nt
Organism: Meloidogyne enterolobii
Lineage: Eukaryota; Metazoa; Nematoda; Chromadorea; Rhabditida; Meloidogynidae
Source: the annotation of a GenBank genome assembly
UUUAGGAAUGGGGCGACCCAAUGUGAUUCGUUAAUGCUGUUUUUGCUGUGUGGGAAUUCUCUCAUGACAUUGCUUUUUGUUGAUCUCUAUGAAAUUAAAGGAAGUUCUUUAAAAAAUAUAAAUGCCACUAAAAGAUGGAAACAUGCAGUUGCUGGCCAAGAGGGGAAUAAUGAAAAAGGAAAAAUUUCUAUAGGAGGAAGUCAAUCAAAAUCAAUUCAAGGACAAUCUUUAUCUGUUGUUAUUAGAAAUACUUCUGGCAUGAAUACUGAUUUACAAAAACAGGCUGUUGAAAUUACUAAUAUUGCUCUAGAUACUUGUAAUUUGGAAUCAGAAAUAGCUACAAAAAUAAAAGAACAAAUGGAUGAAUUUACAGGAAAAACUUGGCAUGUUAUUGUUGGAAGAAAUUUUGGGACACAUAUUACUUGGUCAGAAUAUGUACAUUUUAUUGCCGGAAAAAUACAUAUUUUAAUUUUUCAGUGGGGAUAAAUUUAAAAUAGAUUUUUAUUUAUUUUAUUUUUAAAUUCUUAUUUUAAAAAUUAUAUCUACGCAUUAAGAAAAUAGUUGCAGAAAUAUAAACCCGUGGGAAACAUAAGGAGAUGACCUAAAAAUGUGUAAAAAAAUAUAAAAAUAAAGGCUAAUAAAAUCCACACUUUAUGAA